This is a messenger RNA of Hibiscus syriacus, 1017 nucleotides long. Its product is annotated as peroxidase 70-like. Gene Ontology annotation, molecular function: heme binding; peroxidase activity. Gene Ontology annotation, biological process: response to oxidative stress; hydrogen peroxide catabolic process. NCBI's taxonomy places the organism in Eukaryota, Viridiplantae, Streptophyta, Magnoliopsida, Malvales, Malvaceae. The coding region runs from base 35 to 985 and encodes 316 amino acids. The record is from RefSeq and is a predicted model, not a curated record. The transcript has 3 exons.
CAUCGAGAUUAAGCCUACUACUUGCGUACUUGUCAUGGCUUCCCGUAGUAACUUUCUUCUUCAUGCAUUUCUUUGGUUGGCUCUUGCAACCACUGCUUUUUCCUUAUCACCCAAAUUUUAUGACAGAGUUUGUCCCCAAGCUUUGCCUGCCAUCAAGAGAAUAGUGCAGGCUGCUGUCCACAGAGAGCCCCGCAUGGGUUCUUCUUUGCUUCGUUUGCACUUCCAUGAUUGCUUCGUUAAUGGCUGUGAUGGUUCACUUCUUUUGGAUUCUACCCGUGCUUUCGAAACCGAGAAAAAUGCACGUGGAAAUUUGAAUUCUGUGAGAGGUUUCGAAGUUGUAGAUGAGAUUAAGGCUGAAGUGGACAGAGCUUGUGGACGCCCCGUGGUCUCUUGUACUGAUAUCUUAGCAGUGGCUGCUCGAGAUUCCGUAGUUGCGCUUGGAGGUCCAGCAUGGAAGGUUCGUUUGGGUAGGAGAGACUCAACCACGGCUAGUAGGGCCUUAGCCGACAGUGUGCUUCCAUCGGCUUCAAUGGAUCUUCCUGCAUUGAUCGACAACUUCAAGAACCAGGGCUUGAACCAGAGAGAUCUUGUAGCUCUCUCCGGUGGAAACACCAUUGGCUUAUCAAGAUGUUUAAUCUUUAGGAACAGAAUUUACAAUGCAACCAAUAUUGACCCUGCCUUUGCCAAACAGCGUAGAGCCACUUGCCCACGCACCGGAGGGAACACUAAUCUCGCUCCUUUCGAUUCUACACCUGCCAAGUUUGACACUGCAUACUUCAGCAACCUAGUGAAGCAAAGGGGACUACUCACCUCAGAUCAGGCUCUUUUCAAUGGCGGCUCCACCGAUAAACUUGUAAAGACUUACAGCUUGAACCCUGAUGCUUUCUGGAAUGAUUUUGCGAAGUCUAUGAUUAGGAUGGGAAACAUUAAGCCUUUAACCGGAAAACAAGGACAGAUUCGUAUCAACUGCAGGAGGGCAAAUUGAUGACAAUCUCAACAUCAACUAAUUCUUGUUAU